GCACCGAAUUCGACGAGUUUAUGAGGAUAUCGCGCGUUCCCCGUCUAAUCUAGACACCCGUGCGUGGAACGCAAUGUCAAACACUGACACGUCGGGACACACGGCCGAUCGAAGAACUUCUCGGUACGACAGGGCGACGUCCCACUGAACCCUAAAGACCUUCAUACGGCCCAUAUCGGACUCUUUUGGAUGCAUUUGGAUUAUUUAGUGUAGUGAAGGAUGCAGUGAAGUGAAGUUCAAGCUGGAGUUCAACGUACUUACGUACUUUACAUGGCCACUAUCAACAACACAUCAGAAGUGCAAUAGGUUCUUGCUUUUCGGAAUAUGGUGUAGCAGACCUUGUUCCUCAAUUACGAAAUGGACCUCAGCCCUUCAUGUUUUUGAUCGAUCCUGAAUGUAGGCUGGGGAAUUAGGAGUAAAAUUUUGAGACUGGCUCUAACAGAACAUAAUCAGAAUAUGAAAUUAAUAGUACUAAUAGCGAAGAAAGAAUAGUAGCUCUGAUGUACUCAAAAUAGAUGAAUUAGGAAUUGAUUUGGCCUACAAAAAAGAUUUAUCUUGCCUCCAUAGUUGAUAGAGGAACUUCUUUAGCUAACAGAAGGUUAUAGUGCUAGAUUAUUGAACGUUGCUAAUCAGAUAACGAAAGGCUUUUGAAUUAUAAAUUCGAUGUAAGAUUUGAUAGAAAAAGCAAGAUUUCUCUUAAAAAUAGUAGUUAAAUUAUCCAAAAUUGAUUUAUGAAUAACCUGGAUGCCCUGAAAAGACUGCCGUUGGUGAUGAAAGUGUGAUAUUGAAAGCUUUAUUUGAAUUUAGGUUAUAUAAUUGACAUUUCUCUGGAACCUGAGAAGGUAAAUUACAAAAAAACAGCAGAGAGAAAAGCAGAAAUCAGUCAAGAUAGCGACAAAAAUAUUGAUUCAAAACGAUAGGACGCCUUAAACAAUAAUUGGAAUAAGGUAUAAUAAAUAUCCCAUUAAACUUUAUGUUUAAGGAAGUUUACUGAAGAAAGAGAGUAGUAGUAGCAGAAAAGAUAAAGACACUUCGGUAAGAAAUUGGAAGGCAAUACCUCCGAAUGUUAGACCUGUUUUACGGCGAAACGACUUGAGUAGGUCUUACAUUACAUGAGACGUCUUAUAUACUGGAAAACGAGAUGCCUGUAUCAGUGGAUAUCUAGCUUUAAUCGAAAUUUUGUUAUUGAAACGUGUGGUAGAAGAUAGCAUUAGGUCAUUAUAUUUAAUAUCUCUAACAAGUAACAAGGAAGUGAUCGGAAGUGUUUCAGAUAUAUGAGCUCGAAUGCAGUCAAGAGUAAUAUAACAAAGGUAACUAUCUAACGUAUCAGGAUUUUAUAGUAGUUGAUCCUCAAGGGGAAUGAACGUAUGUUUAGUGUAAGGGAUCCUUAAUUAGACUGUUGUUCAAUGGUGUGUUAAGCGCGAACAUUUAGUGAUAGUGGGGUGAGUUCAUGUUCGGCCGUGGUGGUCAGCAAGGUGGUGGUUGGUGAUGUGAGUGAGAUGAACGCGGGCCCGUUGCCGCCCGUGCCUGCCCUGAUUCCGAUAUCAGCGUUGCGAAAAGCGGCCGGCAACAACGGGCGGCAGCAGGAGAUGGGCGAGCAGCAACAGCGCCCUCUACGGCCGUCCCCGAACCAACCGCGGAUCGAUAGUUGCGGGGGCGGCGAGAGACAAGCGGCGAAGGCGGCAGCGGCAAAGGCGACGGUCGCCCGGAAAACACAACGAUCGACGCGCCACCACCGUAGAAAGUGCAGAACGCCGCGCGCCACGACACAACCGCAGAACCGCAUCAAUCCGAUUUUCGUGUGGGUGAAACAAGAAGAUACGCGAAUCGUGGACGUGAAAUGCGAGGACUACGACAAGAGAAACCGCAUCCUCUUGACCAAGACCGCUCAAGGCUGGAGGGCGAUCCCGCGCACCGAGACCCUGGUGCCCUCCCUCAAGGAUGUGGCUAGCGUUGAGGAACACGCGACGCAUCAUCACCAUCAUCACCAUCACAAAUCAAAGAAAUCACGGAAGAAUAAGGUGCGUCGAAGGUCUACCGGGGUACAAGUCACCUCUGACUUGGAAGAAGACGAACCUGAACAGGAUGAAUCUGAAACCAAAGAGGACGACCUGGAGAGUCUGCUGCCGUCUCACACGAUAAAAGUAAACCGCGCGGUUACGCCCCAAAAACACGACGAGGACGUUGAGGUCAACGUAAAUGUAAACACAACCGCCGCUACUGUACCGACGAGUGACGUCACUCCCUUGGAUAAUCUACUAGCUGUGGCGGAACUAGAAUUCAACCAACAAGUCAGGUCCGGAGAAUGGGAAGAAAAAUCGGAAGAGCAAGGUGACAAAGAGUUUAACCUCGAUCUCAUCGAACCCACGAAGAAAAGCGAAGAAUGUGACUAUACGGAAGAAGACGAGAACAACAUCGCUAUGGAUGACAUUCUCUCCAGGUUAGAACAAUCUUUGCAAAGCCCCGAGUGCACAGAAGUUCAUACCAAUUUCGAAAGUGAAGUUAUUACCAAAGUGGAUGACGAGAACGCAAAUCAUGCCAGUGAUAACGAAACAAUCGUACCUGAGUUCCAAUCCGAUCCCAAACCAGAGAUUGAUAUACCUCAAAAAGAGAUCGAGGAGGAAGAACCUCUUCUUCCUGUGGUCGAAUCUUCGACGGUGGAUGACGAAGAGCCCAAGGAUUUAACUGUGAAGUCAACAGAAGCCAACGAUAAUGACUGUGAUGAGCUUGAUGAACCUACUGACUUGAGCAUUCCCAAGAAAUCAUCCUCCCCUCCACCUAGACCUGUUUCUCAAAACUCCGAGGCGAUUCAGUCACCUCAGCCCAGUGGGAUACCAGCUGUUCCACCAUCUCCAGAUAUCGUCUCUACCACCGUCAAUAGUAAGUCAAAAUCUGUAUUUUUGGAAUCGCUUUUGGCUAACAACACCAACAAAAUAGAACUUAACUCUGAGGUGACUAUCACUAGGCAAGCCGAACCUUUAGAUCUAGGAAAAUGUAGUAGAAAAUCAGCCAGUCCAACAGUUACAUGUUCGGAAGAGGUAAGCAGUGCUCCAGAACCUCAAGAACUAGAGCCACCCACUAAAAAACUUAAACCGUCAAUAGAUUUAACCGUAAAGAAUCUUUUGGAUGUAGAAGAACACAAAUCUAGCGAUGCAAAAAGUAAAGAAAAAAGUCAAACAGAAACACCUAGGCUUAUAGAACUAUUAAAAAAUGAUUCGGAACCAGAUGCUUUGGUUCAGUUAAAACAAUUAUUAGCAGAUCCAAGUAUAAAUGUGCCAGAUCCUAUUUUAAUACCAAAAGAUAAAUUUACCACAAUUCUGAUGAAACCUGGGACAGAGAUACCGAAGCUUUUGAAAGAAAGACCAGAGUUGCGAUUACCAGAAGCUUUAGCAUAUCCGCACAUAAUGCAAGACCCACAUAUGUUAGUUUUGAAUGUGCAUGAUUUAGAAGCAAUUCUCGCUAGUAGAUGCGGCCAGGAAAGCAGUGAAAAAGAAAAGAGCGAAACCAAAAAGGCCGAAAAAGAAAAAGACAGAGAGAAAGAAUCAGCUGCGAAGGAAAAAGGCGAGCAUCAAAAAGCAUUUAACGAACUAGCGAAUGAUAUCGACAUGGCAACACAAUCAGCAUUCAAUCAGAUGCUGUGGUUGCCCUAUCUGAAUCAGUUAGAAGCAAUGGGAUACAAUGCCAAUGCUGAAUUGAUGAAGAUGUUGACAGGAUCUAUGCCCUUUUAUCCUAACCAAAUGGCCGACCUUAGUCACAUGUUUGGUAACAGUCCAUUCCCACCUAACUUGCCAUUUCCCAUGCAACAACUUAACUAUGGCAAUUUGAUUGAAAUGAGGAUGUGGCAGCAAGCCAUGAUGCAAGCGGAUAUGUUGAGGAACAAAUCAGCUAUGGAAAGUAUGAAUAAUAAGUACGCUUUUAAAGAUUAUUUAGAGAAAAAUAGCCACAAUCAGAUAAGGAAAAGCUCCGGGCAAACCAGCUUGAACCAAAUGAUGCAGGCGUCUAACAAGCAGCAUUUCUCUAGCGGAUCUGUGUACUCUAAUGGGCAUUCUGGUUACCAAAAUCCCUACAUGAAUCCUCAUCAGUCCAACAGUAAUGGGAUGAGUUCGCAAAGGAGCAAUCAUAGAAACAAUAGUUAUCCCCAAAGGCAACAUUCUAACAAUAGCUACCAACAGAAGCAAUUAGAAGCCAAUCAGCAUUUAUACAACUUAGCGGAACUAGAGAAACAACAACACUACAUGCAAAGUUUGAGCGGGUUGAAUCAAGAGUAUAACAUUCCUCAGAGACGAGAACCUCAUCAGAAGCCGAAAGUGACGUGCAAGCCUUUCGCGAGCUUAUCGAACAAACCAGUGGAGUCCAGGUCGGAGUUCACACGACACCCCUUGCACCACGGGCCAAUGGACUUGUCGGGUAUCCCCAGUCUGGCCAGCAAACAGAAGAUCAAGCAGCACCAUAUGGACCAGGUUAUUGCAGCUAAAGCGCAGGCCAUGAAGCAUCAUGAGGACGUACCGGAAGUAGGCAGUACGACGGCAAGCAUUGAGGAGAUGCAGGAUGCUCACAAGCACCUGUGGCAUCCGCUGUUUGGAAGCCAACAAGGGCAGCAAGGCAGCAAAGGCUACCCUAUCCCCGGAAUGGGUGCUUACGGUGGAGUGGGGAGCCCAUGGCCUUGGCCAGGCUUGACCGCCGGCGCCGGCGCUGGCGAAUAACACAGGCCGCCUCCUCCAGCGUCUUGGAGGACCUCUCAACAGCAGCAGGCUUCGCACGCCACUGGAGGCUUCCAGCAGUCCCCCUCGGGGGCGAUGGCGAGGCACCCCAACGCCGAUGCCACUUUUACAGGGUUCGACUUCUUCUCCAAGUAGCCAAGGCUGCUUUCUAAGGUAA
Acanthoscelides obtectus is the source of this 4878-nucleotide messenger RNA. The record is from the annotation of a GenBank genome assembly. NCBI's taxonomy places the organism in Eukaryota, Metazoa, Arthropoda, Insecta, Coleoptera, Chrysomelidae.